UUCCGUAUCUUUUACUAACGAGGGCGCAAUACAACUUUAUGUUGGCCAAAAGUCGCCGAAAACCAUCUUCAUCAACUCAUAACCAGCUGGCCGAGAUGUCCAAUGACAGCUGGUUUCAAAACCUUGCCCGACAACACGCAAGAACAAUUACCACGACAGCUAGAAGCCUUUGUUGAUUAAGCUACUACCCUGCUGGCGGCUUAUUUCGCUGGCAUUUACAUCGACCUUUUCUGAUACCAAACUGCCCUCAAGCUGGUCAUGUGUUGUGGAGCCCAGCCUGGCUACCAACCACAUAACAAUUUUGGGCCAUUCAAGAGCAUGAUCUUUGGUAGCACUCGUUACUAUGGAGGAGCAUCUUUGCGAGCAACCUCGCGUGCCAUUGACUUCUGACUUUAGAAUGUUUUGAGCAGCAGCAGCAAAGUAGCGCUCCGACUUUGUUGUUCCGAAACACGUGAAUUCGGACAAACGGCUCUAGAAACUCCUACGUAAAAAAGUAACGCGCUCCAGGUUGCGAGUAGAGCAGAAAGGGCGCCGCGCAGAGGCAGACGUUGCGCGGAAGCAACGGUUAAAGGACAACCGUCUAGUCUCUCGACACCGGUCCAUUCUUUUGCCACCCCGACGUCCAAUCAGUGUCUUGUGUGCACAGCUGGGAAACUAGUGUGUGUGUGAGGGCCACAGACGCUCUAAUUAAGUAGAUGUAAGGACUUCCGAGGAUGCUCGCUUGUUGUCGUGACGCUUGACGAUGGAGUCACUAAAUCCACAUUCGCCUUUAAGCGCAAAAUAUAGACUAGGAGCUUAUUGGAAGAAACCCCGCAGCAUUCGCUCCGGUGACUAACAGAGCAAGUCGACGAGCGACUUCACCGCCAUGGUUCAGGACAAAUCUUUACUCGCCGAUGGAACCCCUGUCAGAUCAAAGCGACUUUUACAUCGCCGAGAUCCACCAAACCAUUCAUCACACGCUGUUGUUUUUGAGGGAACAUUUAAGAUCCCGCUCCCUGAUCACCAUGUUGACGACGGUCCGAUAACCCCCGAAUCCGUUGAAGUUCCUACAUCACCUGUCAGGAAAAGACCACGACUGAGGUCCGAUGGGCAACGCACUGAACUAUCCACUAAAGGUGAUUUUGAAGAUGAGGACGCUUGGACUACCACAUUCAAGCGCAAAUCGCGUACCACUUCAACAUUUCAGGGACGGUCGGCUAACCCCGAUGUAUCCCCCGCUAUCUUUCCAUUAGUUUUACUCCCGGAAGCCAGAACGUCGGGUUCUUCCGUUACGCAACAGAUCAAAGACUUUUUUUCUUCACCGGUGCCGGCCCUGUUUUGCGGCACUGGGGACAACGGCUGGGAGUUGGGCGGUAUUUUAAUGGAGUACCAUCUCCGCAAACUAGUGGAUGCCGAUAUCGGUGGCGACCUACGCCAUGCUGCUGGGUGGGGACGUAUGCCGACGCAGUUGAGCCAAUGGGUCUCGUAUGCAGAAAGAAGGGUGUUAGACGAGGAGCGAGGGACAAUAGAACGGGCCCGGAAGAGGGUCAAGUUGCAGAAAGAGGACCCGAUUAAUCCACGGACGGGAAUGCGCUGCCGAAGCGUGGACCUGGAGGUAAACUCUAGCCAGGGUCUGCCGCUGAACAUAAGCGCCGCAGAUUAGGCAAGAAGAAGCGCCCCAUCAACAAAGCACACAAAUCAAGUCAACAGUGGACACGUCUGGCUGGUGCGCUAGCGCGAAAAGCGGAGGCAAUAUGGGACGGUCCGGAGGAAAUGAAGGCGUUGUACCAGAAAAAGAGGUAUCUCAAAGCAGGGCUGUACUCCUCCGUCUACAAGAGCGACGCCUUGUCCAAACUACGGCCGCGUGCAUAUCAAGCGCGCUUCAGCUUUCCAUUACCAAUGAAUCAUGGAGCAACCCUACUGCAGGAAGAACUUGACUUUGAACUCCCCUAUGAUAUCGUCACACAUGUCGCUCUUCUUGGUGGUCCGACAGCUUUGAAGGCGCAGGCUACCAAGAAAUCGCCCAGUCCAUUUUACAGGAUCCAGAAAAAUAUUUUUGUUGAUCGAAAGCCCCAUAAGGGAAAAGAAGUUCCGGUUUGCCAAUGCGAGAUCCCGUCCAAUAAUGACCCAGCUUGUAGGGAUAAUUGUCUGAAUAGAUGCAUGUUUAUAGAGUGCUCUCCAAAGCACUGUCCUGCGAAUGAAAGGUGUUCGAACCAGCGAUUUCAAAAGCGAGAGUCAAUAAAAGAGCUGGAGGUUGUGUGGACCGCUGUUCGGGGACAUGGCCUUCGAACGAAGGUCAACAUCCCGCGUGGCAGUAUGGUCAUAGAGUACCGUGGCGAGAUCAUAUCGCAGGAUACAUGUAUUGAGAGGAUGGAAACAAUCUAUAAGGAUGUUGAGAAUUACUAUUUUCUGAACUAUGCCAGAGGAGAAGUCAUCGAUGCAUGCCGGAAAGGGACAGAGGCCAGGUUUGUCAACCAUAGUUGCGAACCCAACUGUCACAUCGAAAAAUGGCUGGUGGAUGGGGAAUAUUGCGUCGGCCUCUUCUCUUCUGAGGAUAUUUUCGCGGGCUCCGAGCUUACCUACGAUUAUCGUUUCGAGGCGUUCGGACCCAUGCAACAGUGCCUGUGUGGGGCCAAAAGUUGCCGAGGUUUUAUCGGUUUGAACAAGAAGGUUGAGGCAAAGCAAGAUCCUGCAAAAUCCAAAAAGACCGGAAAGCAAGGGAAAUCGAAAGCUAAAUCCACCAAAGUUAAACGUAUCAAAGUCAAAUCAUACGAACGUGAAUUUUGGUUGCGAAAACAUCAGAGAGAAAAGCUCGCUAGUCAGUAUAAGGAUGUUUUGAAGAACCGUGGAUUCUAUGCAGAUGCUGGGCUGUUUUUGGUUCGGAAUAUGAGGAGCGUGGUGGCAAAGGAAUUGGGUGAGCGUCAUCUGAGUGCUGCAAGCGGUUCGACAUCUAGUACUACCCGCAAUCGACGAGCCGGAAGUGGUGAUGAUGACGUUGUUGAUGCAAUUCCAAAGUUAUCGCCGGAUAUCGUAAGGCGAAGGCGUAGGGGCUUGGACGCUGUCAUUGAAGAUCUGUGGCUAGUGAGGAAAGCUCUGUUCCCCGGUGAUAGAAUCGGAGACAAUAUUGGAGACCGGGGCACAUUAGAAGACGUAGAACUCGAGCCUUGGAGUGAUAACGAUGACAUGUCACUCAGCUAUGUGGAGACAGGUGAUUCAGCUGCUUCCUCUGAACAAAGUGACAACGAUGAAUUUGAUGAAUCGAGCACCGAGUCAGACAGUGAUGGCGACGCAGAGGGAACUCCCGAAAGGCAUCCAGCACUGCAAAGCGAGACAGAGCUUACUCCCGGCAAAAGCAGUGCACUACAGUCUGUGAAACGGUCAGCCGCCGUUAGAGUGCAUGAUAUUAAGAACGACUCCGGGAACCUUCCUUCAGAACUACCUGGUAAACGGAGGAGUUUGCGUGGCCGUGGUCAUCGGGACGGAGUUGAUACCGAAAACCAUUUUCCCAGUAGUCGAAGCGGAGCAGUCCUGGGAGAAGAUUCUGAGGGUGAGGGAAGCGACGAUGAAAUGUUGCCAACGCGUCGAUCCCCACGGUUCAUCUCCUCAACAGCCAAGAGAAGUCCCGGAAGGAAGACCCAACUCCCACGAUCGCUUGUAACCCCUGAUCGCCAGGCGCUCUCGCAUGCAGAGCAGCAAUUAUCCCGCAGUGCUGCGCGACAGUCAGGGUCCCGUCAACGUCCCCGAGGUUACCUGAGCACGGAUGUAUCUCCAUCGUUGCAACGAGGAAUUAAGAAGUCUGACAUCUUAGGUGAUGCAACCCCAUCGACAGAAUCGCCUAUGUCUAGAGAUGAUACCAUCAUGGGAAAAGAACCUCUCUCGAAACAGCGGGCUGCAAGAGCGCUGCGUAGAUCAAUAGUAGCCCAAGCACGUCAGGAAACAGUCGCUGAAGACCGUAGUGAGUCGUUGUCAGGAUGUGAGACAUCCCCGGAAGGAAACGUAGAUUCAAAUGCUGGUCUUCUGAAUUCGUCGGGGACGAAGGCUGAUGGAUUUUUAUCGACACUUCGGAGCUCUCGUCGCCCUGGGAUACGGAAUCAUCGCCGGAGCGAUUUGAGCGCUGGCGGUGACGGAGAGUCGACGACAAAGAGCACUGAUUCCGUAGUAUCAUCACACACAUGGAGUGCCGGUUCCGACGGUGUCGACAGGCAGCUUCAAGCAGGCACGCGGAAAUCAGUACGUCGUUCUCUCAAGUCUGAAGCCAUAAAAGCUGGCACCCUGCCGGUCCAGGAUGAUCAUAGAUGUCUUGAAAUUAAUAACACGACACAGAAAGAGGGCGAUCCAACCCCUUCAAGUCCUGUGGCAACGCAGGAAGUGGACGCAGUUGCGGCAUUGCUGUCAUUGUCCGCGUCAGCCAUGGACAUGGAUGAUGAUCAAACUACCAUAAUACCAGAAGUAGCACAGGUUGCAAAGGUCCAAGAUAUAGGACAAGAAUCGCGUGCUCCGCUCAUGCGAGGAGAGCAUGCAUCGCUUACUGGGAAACCACUGGUGCCGCAAAGCAAAAAGGAGACCAUCAGGACCUACAAAGGAAAGGCUGGUAAACAGCGACUCAGCAUGGAUAUAGUCUCGGUCGAUGAGAGCCAUGGCCAUUUGGUGAACAAGGAGAACAAAUUGGAUGGAGCGGAACAUAAUACGGGACGGCGACAGUCGCUAAGGCGACUCUGUAAAUAGGAAUGCAAAUUGGAGGCACUAAAUGGACAUAAUGUAAUAUUCAUAAAACAUUGACGACUCCCACACACGUCC
Messenger RNA from Spizellomyces punctatus DAOM BR117, 4776 nucleotides. RefSeq lists its product as uncharacterized. Gene Ontology annotation, molecular function: histone H3K36 methyltransferase activity; protein binding. Gene Ontology annotation, cellular component: nucleus; chromatin. Lineage: Eukaryota; Fungi; Chytridiomycota; Chytridiomycetes; Spizellomycetales; Spizellomycetaceae. The coding region runs from base 1753 to 4704 and encodes 983 amino acids. The transcript has 10 exons. Gene Ontology annotation, biological process: regulation of DNA-templated transcription. The record is from RefSeq and is a predicted model, not a curated record.